AUGAGUUGUGACGAGAUUAGCAGAGAGUACAAAAAGUUGACGGAUCUUGCACUUGAAUAUGCUCAAGGCCUUCCCUUGGCAAUUAAAGUUUUGGGGUCAUAUCUACGCGGUCGAGAUAUCUCUGUAUGGAGAAGUGCCUUGGAUAGACUGAAAGAUAAUCCAAAGAAGGAAAUCGCAGAUGUGCUUCAACUUAGUUUUGAUGGAUUGGAACCCCUCGAAAAGGAAAUAUUUUUGGACAUUGCUUGUUUCUUUGACUACCAACCUAAAUGGUUUGUGGAAGACUUGUGGUACUGUCGGGGUCUUCAUCCAAAGAUUGGAAUAAGUGUACUCAUCGAUAAAUCAUUAAUAACAAUUAAUGAAAUGGGCAAUAUUAGAAUGCAUGACCUGUUGCGAGAGUUAGGCAUGAGAAUAGCUCGGAAAAGUGCUCCAAAUGAGCCAUGGAAGUGGAGUAGGAUAUGGCGCAUAGAGGAUUUUCAACGUAUUAUGUUUGAAAAUACGGCAAUUGAUGAUGUUAAGGCCGUGCAAUUGAUGGGACCAUAUGAAGGAAGAAGAAAUAUGACAUUAAGAGCAGAAACAUUAUCAAGAAUGAGACGACUUGAAUUUCUCAAAAUAGAAAAUAGUUUUUCUGGAAGUUUGAAUUCUAUUUUUUCUGGAAGUUUGAAUAGCAUUUCUAGCGAACUGCGAUAUCUUGAGUGGGAAGAGUAUCCGUUUACGUAUUUUCCAUCAUGUUGUAAGCUGUCCAAGCUUUUGAAAUUAGUCUUGCAAGGUAGCAACAUCAAGCAACUAUGGGAUGGCACAAUGUGUCUGGACAAUUUGAAGGAAUUGGAUCUCUCUGACUCCGAAAAUCUUGUGAAGACUCCAAACCUUAGCCAGGCUCCAAAUCUUGAGCGGCUGUUCCUUAGAGGAUGUAGAAAGCUUAAGCACAUACAUCCAUCAACUGGAGACCUAAGAAAACUUGUUGUGUUAGAUUUGAGUGACUGCACAAGUUUAAUGAGUUUUCCCAUCACUGUAUUCGGUAUAUCUUCACUAAAAUCUGUUGAUCUGAGGGGGUGCUCAAGAUUAUUUGGUGGGAAAGAGUUAGAAAAUGGAAGUGAGAGUAGUAUCCAAUGCCAAUCGACAGUAUGGUCCACUUUUAAAAGGCUUAAGCUUAGGUUACCAUUCCAUUUCUUCAAUUCUUCUAAAAGUAGAUACAACAAUGUGUUCCAUCUGUGGAGGCUUUCUGUGGCUCGCUUAAGCUGCGUGGGAAACAAUAUAGUUAGAGUACCUGAUUUCAUAAACAAGCUUCCCAGACUGAGAGUGUUGGAGUUAGAUAACUGCAAGAGGCUAAUGUAUGUAGAUGACUUCCCAUUACCAUUACCCUAUCCAACGGCAGAGCGAACAAAAGUUGUGAAAAUGGGAAAAUUGAGUAUGUGGAACUGCCCGAAAAUAGUAGAGAAGGAAAGGUUGAGUGGAAUGGGUAGUUCAUGGAUGAGAGAGUACAUUAAGGUACACAAUGAAUCCACUGAUAAACAUGCCAUUGUAAUACCAGGGAGUGGAGUUCCAAUUCCAAGGUGGUUUAAGCAUCAGAAUAAGGGGGCGGAUAAUUCAAUGUGGAUAGAAUCAUUUCCGAAUGCCAAUGACAACAAUUGGAUUGGCAUUGCCCUUUGUGCCCAGAUUCUUGUUCAAUUUGCACCAUUCCUCAUCGUUGACCUCUACUUUUACGACCAAACAGGAAAAAGCAACCUCGUGUACAGUAUCUCUUUGCCUAAAAAGAAGGAUGAGGUGACGAGUGAAUUGGUUCACCUCUGCCUAUUCUAUUUUUCUCGCCAACGACUCAUUCGGGAUGGAAAGCAGCAUGAUCUUGAUGGAUCCCGCUUUGAAUUUAUAGUUAAAAACGGCGGCUAUGUGGAAGUGAAGAAGUGGGGAAUGCGUGUGAUACUGAACCAGGAUUUGGAGUAACCCAACUCUGUCAGAUAUUGAUUUAGUUUGAUUAUUGACCAACUCAGAGAGAAGAGGAUUGAGAUAUGUUGAGGGUGAUACAUAAUUAUUAUGAGUAACUGGAACUCAUCAGAGAAGAAUUUGUUGGUGUUCAUGCUACCAUGUUGCUGAAAUGCACUUGCCUUUCUUGGAAAAUUUGAUAUCCAUGUUUCAAAAUAAAGUAGCGUUCUUUAUUUAUGUGUAGAGACAUUUUUAGUGGUCAUUGUCUUUAUUUCUAUAUUUGAUGUUAUCAGUAAGUUGAGACUGAGAAAUGUGACUCUUGUUUGACUUCUAUUACCAAAAAAAAAAAAAAAAUAGGAGACUGAGAAACGUGAAUCGGUGAAUGUGAUAUAGUAAACUCUGUGAGGCAGUAGGGUAUUAUAUAUGUUGUUGCAAUUAUCAAUUAUCCAUGGAAAACCAACUUUUUGGGUAACAUUGUUGUAUCAGUUAUGAACUUAUGAAUUAUGAUUGCUUUGCUUCUAGCAGUCCUUGCAUAUCUGUGAGCUUAAUUAUUGUAAAGAUUUCAAUAUGCUUCACAGGACCUUCUGUAUUUUUCUUUUUCUUAUCAGCGUUAUUUUUCUAUUCCAAACGAAACGCACCUAGGCUUCCAGUGGAUUCUGCUGGAGUACAACACAGGAGGCUUUUCUUCGCAUGUUCUAUAUUUCUGUUAUUGUCACUCCAUGCUGCAUUGUGUUAUUUGAGUAUGAAGCUUGAAGCUUGGCUGAAAUUGCCUAAUCUAUCUCUUUGUCGCAGAGAAGGUGAUUGAGAUAUGUUGAGAGUGACUGAUAAUAUGAGUAAUUGGAAGUGGCUUUAUUUGUUAGAAAAAAAUUUGGGUUAAGCGGCGAUAUCCAUGUGUAAACACAAUUAGCCAGUUAAAUAUUUAUUAGUGGGACUUGUGAAUAAAUAAGUGUAUUUUAAAUGAAAUAUAAGUGGAAGUGACAAUGUUGGGCUUUAGUAAUCACAAGAUCAUGGCAAACAAGAAUGUGGUGGAAAUUGGAAAAACUAUAACUUUUCCGAUUGAACCAUGAGACUUCACAAGAGACUUC
Molecule: messenger RNA, 3002 nt
Organism: Arachis stenosperma
Lineage: Eukaryota; Viridiplantae; Streptophyta; Magnoliopsida; Fabales; Fabaceae
Product: disease resistance protein RUN1-like
Exons: 6
Coding region: 1-1938 (645 amino acids)
Biological process (GO): defense response
Source: RefSeq, a predicted model, not a curated record